AUGGCGGUAUUCUUACAUCUGAUUUCGAUUUUUCUGGUUUUGCUGCAAAACAGUUUUGGUCACAAAUUGGUUCUAUUCGUUCCAUGUAUAGCAAACAGUCAGGUGAUUUUCAACAGUAGGGUGGCUGAAACGUUGGCAAAUGCAGGUCACGACGUCACAAUGGUUAUGAUAACCCCAUUGGAUGGCUUUGAUUUCAAGCGAGUGAAGAUCAAGAAAGAAAUCAGAGUUCACUAUGUAAAUGCAUCAUUUGGUCUGACAACGAAGGAGCUUGAAAGGAAGCAGGAAAAAUUCAUUUUUGAGGACCUUUCCUUAUUGGACCGAUCACAUCUGGAGUCGGUUGCACUGAUGAGGACCGUGUUUCUGACAUCUUGUCGAAAGAUGCUGGAGAACAAAACCUUCUUAGAUUGGUUGGCAGCCGAGAAAUUUGACCUCGCUUUUGGCUAUGCAAUGAAUUUUUGCCCUGUUGGAAUCAUCCAUCACGCUAAAAUACCGACCUGGAUUUGGCUGAAUAGUGCCCCCCUGAUAGACGCUAUGGCGAACUACAUGGGAGUACCAAUUAUUCCCAGCUACAUACCACCGAUCAUGAUGGAUAGUACGGAUGAGAUGGACUUUUUGGAAAGGACUAAGAGCUUAAUUGGCCAUCUGAUGACAAUUCCUACGUGGAAAUGGAUGCUAAAUGAUCCAGAAACGGCAAUGUUCCGAGAACUUAUUGACCCUAACUUUCCAAACUUGAUUGACUUGGCAAAACAAUGUCCUCUGGUUAUGGUCAAUUCGAAUGAUUUGUAUGAUAUUCCAAGACCAACUCUUGCAAAAAUAGUGAACAUCGGUGGUGUUGGAAUUCAAGCACAGGACGUGAAACCGCUGUCAACCGAGUUCCAGCGAAUAGUUGAUGAUGCCGAAGGAAUUGUUGUCUUCUCUUUUGGGUCAGUAGCACCUAGCGAUAGAAUGCCUAUGAGCUGGAAAAUGGCUUUCAUCGACGCCUUCAAGCGUUUUCCAAAAUAUCAUUUCUUUUGGAGGUAUGUAGGAGCAGACUUAAAAGAUAAGCUUCCAUCAAAUGUUCACACAUUCAAAUGGCUCCCGCAAUCGGAUCUCGUUCAAAAUCCGAAAAUCGCGGCUAUAAUAACUCAUGGAGGGUACAAUAGCUUGCAGGAGGCAAUGUUAGCAGGAGUUCCACUAAUUACUGUACCGUUGUUUGGAGACCAACCAAGAAACGCAAGACUGGCAGAGAAACAUGGAUUCGCUGUAAAUAUUCGGAAAAGUGACGUUAACGCGGAUACGAUAGCCGAAGCACUAAAUAAAAUAAUUACGGAUCGGAGUUACUCCGAAAACAUCAAAAGGUUGUCGCAAAUGGGAAAGAAACAACCGGUGAAUGCCUCGCAUCUUGUGGUUUCGUGGGCCGAGUUCGUCGCAGAAUUCAAAACCUUGGAGAAUCUCGUGCCAGCAGGGACUAAACUCAACUUCUUCCAGUAUUACUCUUUAGAUUUUCGUUCUCCUUCUCUGGACGUUGCACGGCAAGGUUAUCCGCUUUUAUGUGGUGACCCUUGGUUUAACAAAGCAACUGUUCCAUCGCUGCGUACGUAG
This is a messenger RNA of Necator americanus (New World hookworm), 1581 nucleotides long. RefSeq lists its product as uncharacterized. NCBI's taxonomy places the organism in Eukaryota, Metazoa, Nematoda, Chromadorea, Rhabditida, Ancylostomatidae. Gene Ontology annotation, molecular function: UDP-glycosyltransferase activity. The coding region runs from base 1 to 1581 and encodes 526 amino acids. The transcript is spliced from 14 exons. The record is from RefSeq and is a predicted model, not a curated record.